AUGACAGAUAAUACAACUCUAGCCGAUGAGGAAGUUACCAGAAUAUUAGGAGGCAUAUAUCUCGGCGGAAUUCGUCCCAUUAUUGACCACAAACCAUUAGGUGCAGAAUUAAAUAUCACUCAUAUUCUUUCCGUUAUCAAGUUCCAAGUUAUUCCCGAGUAUCUAAUAAGGAAGGGUUACACGCUAAAAAACAUUCCCAUUGAUGAUGAUGAUGUGACAGAUGUACUGCAAUAUUUCGACGAAACUAACCGAUUCAUUGAUCAGUGUUUGUUCCCAAAUGAAGUUGAGUACUCGCCCAGAUUGGUAAAUUAUAAGAAGAAACCACAACGUGGUGCUGUUUUCAUUCAUUGUCAAGCAGGGAUUUCGAGAUCUGUAACUUUCGUAGUGGCCUACUUAAUGUACCGCUAUGGAUUAACACUAUCAAUGGCCAUGCAUGCUGUUAAGAGGAAGAAAGCGAAUGUUGAACCAAAUGAAAAUUUCAUGGAACAAUUAAAUCUCUUUGAGAAAAUGGGUGGGGAUUUUGUUAACUUUGACAACCCUGCCUAUAAGCAAUGGAAGCUAAAGCAAUCCAUCAAGUUAGAUCCAUCAGGUAGUGAAUUGGUUUCCAAUGCUGGUAUGUUUAAGGAUUCAGAAUCGUCGCAGGAUCUGGAUAAACUAACUGAAGCUGAGAAAAGCAAGGUUACCGCAGUGAGAUGUAAGAAGUGCAGAACCAAACUGGCGUUAUCCACAUCAUUUAUUGCGCAUGACCCGCCUAGUAAGGAAUCAUCAGAGGGACAUUUUAUCAAAAGAGCUGCCAAUUCUCAUCGUAUUAUCGAUAUUCAAGAAUCACAAGCGAAUUGUUCGCAUUUUUUUAUCGAACCUUUAAAAUGGAUGCAACCUGAACUGCAAGGCAAACAAGAGCUAGAAGGCAAGUUUUCAUGCCCAGGCUGCUCUAGUAAAGUCGGUGGGUAUAAUUGGAAGGGAUCUAGAUGCAGUUGCGGUAAGUGGGUUAUUCCCGCUAUUCACUUGCAAACAAGUAAGGUAGACCAGUUUCCUUUACAAUCCACCACUCUACCCAACAUGGUUAAUUUCGAAUCAGAAAAAAUAAAUAAAUAA
Saccharomyces mikatae IFO 1815 is the source of this 1095-nucleotide messenger RNA. It is a transcript of the gene YVH1, whose product is annotated as tyrosine protein phosphatase YVH1. Gene Ontology annotation, biological process: protein dephosphorylation. Gene Ontology annotation, cellular component: nucleus. Lineage: Eukaryota; Fungi; Ascomycota; Saccharomycetes; Saccharomycetales; Saccharomycetaceae. Gene Ontology annotation, molecular function: protein tyrosine/serine/threonine phosphatase activity. Bases 1 to 1095 code for a protein of 364 amino acids. The transcript has a single exon. The record is from RefSeq and is a predicted model, not a curated record.